Molecule: messenger RNA, 2213 nt
Organism: Triticum aestivum (bread wheat)
Lineage: Eukaryota; Viridiplantae; Streptophyta; Magnoliopsida; Poales; Poaceae
Product: putative protein TPRXL
Exons: 6
Coding region: 1-825 (274 amino acids)
Biological process (GO): fatty acid elongation; very long-chain fatty acid biosynthetic process; sphingolipid biosynthetic process
Cellular component (GO): endoplasmic reticulum membrane
Molecular function (GO): 3-hydroxyacyl-CoA dehydratase activity
Source: RefSeq, a predicted model, not a curated record
AUGGACCAGAACGCCGCGGCGCCCCUCCGCUAUCCAUCAGGACCGGCUAAGUCGGAUUUUUGCAAGGCAAAAUAUGACCAUGAAGCUGCCAAAAAGGCCAGGGCUGCCAAGAAAGUCGCCAAGAAAAACACCAAGAAGCAUAAGAAGAAACCAACUGCCUCUGAAAUGCUUGAGCUAGAUGACACCUCCAAGUCGGAGGAUGAUACGGGGGCCAGCCAAGCAGUUGAAGAAGAGACGGCAAAGAGACAAAACAACGGACGGCAAACCAGAUCCACACCCACCGCGCGUUAUCUCUUCUCUCCCUCUCUCCCCCCUGCCCGUUAUCUCUUCUCUCCCUCUCUCCCCUCCCCGACGCCCACCAGAUCCGCACCCACCGCUGCCCCCGCCGCUCCUCGCUCUGCCGCCUCCUCUCCUCGCCGGCCGUCUCCGCGGCCUGCCUCCUCUUCGGCCUCGCCGGGUUCCUUGCCACCACGGUCUCCCUCUCCCGGGUGCCCGCCGAGGCUCUACUACGCCGUGGACGCGCUGCUCCGGUCGGGGCACGAGGACGUGUACGCCGCCGUCGAGCGGCCGCUCCAGCUCGUGCAGACCGCCGCCGUCCUCGAGAUCCUCCACGGGCUCGUCGGGCUGGUGAGGUCGCCGGUGUCGGCCACGCUGCCGCAGAUCGGGUCGCGCCUCUUCGUCACCUGGGGCAUCCUCUGGAGCUUCCCCGAGACCAGGACACGCAUCCUGGUGAGCUCCUUGGUCAUCAGCUGUUCCAUCACCGAGGUAUGUAUGUAUCCACCAAUGAGUUCACUAAGAUCAUCAUGCAUGCUCCUUGUAAGCUAGAGAUUACAGAUCUUCAAAUUAACUGUGUUAUCAAGCCGCGAGGCGCCGCUGUUGCUGUUAGAAUAACUGAAAAUGUGCUCCUGAAAUAUGGAUGAUUUUAAUAUAUUGAUGUUGCUGUUCAAGGUUGAAUUUCAAGAUACUUGUGAGAGGAAUUUCACACAAAAUUGCUAGCUUAAUUCACUAUACUAUAGCUUAAUUCACUAUACAUUACACCAGGGGAGGUGUGUAUCAUCAGGGUAGUGCUGAGUCAACUAGAAGUCUGAGGCACUAUCAGUGCCUGCCAAGAUAUUUUUUUUCAAUCAUGCACUCUAUUCUCUUAAUAUUAAUUACAAAUUAGAAGGAUCGGGUCAACAAUGCUCAUGUACUAGAAAAGAACACUAGAAACUUGAAUGGAAAGAACCUUCAAAGAAGAACACUAGAAACUACAAGGUCACGGCCUUCGUCGGGAUCUUCACCGGGUUCGGCUCCGUCGGCCGCUGCCGCGCGCUCAGGCGGACGUGACUCCCCUCCGAUCGGCAGGGUGUCCUUUUGAAUUGCUGCACUCUUCUCACUACUACUGAUAAAUAGUGAUUAAUUAGUUUCUUUCCUGAGUUCGAAGGAUGAUGCAUGAAGUUGGACAAUCUAUUGUUCUGUACAGGGAAUUUGUACAUUUGCUUAUAGAGUUCUAGUGGUAAACGUGCCCAAGUUCUUUUGCUUGAUGAUUGUCACAACUAUUUUUUAUUUUGGUUUCUAUCCAGUGAUCAUGUCGCUUAAGUGCUCUUGCAAUUCUCAUCAUGUUCACUUUAGUGCAGGUUGGAGGAAGCUACUGGUCUGGCAUUCAGAUUUGUGAUCGGCAAAAGCAAUGACAAGUCUAAGAUGGCAGCUCUUGAAAGAGAGGUUGAAGAAUAUGAUGAUUUUGUGCUUUUAGAUCUUAAUCUUAUGUUUUAGGUUAGCAUUCUUUAAGGCUGCCUAUGCGUUGUUCGAUUCUGAUUUCUAUGUUAAAGCUGAUGAUGACAUUUACUUGAGACCAGGUUAGGGGUACAUAAAACAUACGGUGUACAAGUUGAGGGAACAAGAGCGCAAUUCAUACCAUAUGUUUUUUUGUAUUUGCGAACGCUCACCUGGGCAAUUAUACUGUGUAGCACUCGUCGCUGCCUGCUUAUUGUUUUGAUUGCUCUCUUUUGAUGAACGCAGGUAUGAGCCAUAGUCCUUCCUACUUGGAUCAGAAUACUUCCUUCAUGCAUAUGGGCCUAUUUAUACUACCAAGUGAAAUGCUACAUUUCUACUCCUAACCCAUUCUCUCUUUCUUAGUGUUUUUAUUAUGCAGGUUGGAAGAAAACAAGAAGAUCCGGAGAAGAUCUUAGUAAUAAGAUAGUUUUUUAGGAAAAUAGAUAUUUAGUUUUAGAUCA